AUGGAGGGCGGCUCCACAGAAGCCAGCAGCAGCUCCCAGGGAGGCACCGGCUGGCUGGAUCCUACCCUUGUCACCUGCACUGAAACAGUGACUUUCACUGAAGUGGUGGCAGAAGAGGAGUGGGGAUCCUUUUACUAUUCUUUUAAGACAGAGCAGCUGGUGACUCUUUGGAUUCUCUUUAUUGUCACAAUUGCUGGAAAUGCCAUUGUGCUCUUCUCUACCUGGAGGAGGAAGCGGAAAUCUCGAAUGACCUUCUUCGUUACACAGCUGGCAAUCACAGAUUCAUUCACAGGACUCAUAAACAUAAUGACUGACAUUAUUUGGCGCUACACUGGAGAUUUCAUGGCUCCUGAUAUCAUUUGCAGAGUCGUUCGCUACUUCCAGGUGGUCCUUCUAUAUGCCUCGACUUACGUCCUUGUGUCACUAAGCAUAGACCGGUAUCAUGCCAUAGUUUACCCAAUGAAGUUCUUGCAAGGAGAAAGACAGGCGAAAGUUCUUAUUGGACUGGCCUGGAGCCUCUCUUUCCUGUUUUCCAUACCGACUCUCAUUAUUUUUGGGAAACGGCAGCUCUCCAAUGGGGAAGUGCAGUGCUGGGCUCUCUGGCCUGAUGACUCCUACUGGAUACCCUACAUGACAGUGGUGGCUUUCCUGGUGUACUUCAUUCCUCUGAUCAUUAUCAGCGUCAUAUACUCAAUCGUGAUUCGAACCAUCUGGAUGAAGAGCAAAGCUCGGGCUGUCAUCAUAUCCAGCUGCCCUGGUGGCAAAACCUUUGCUGGCUACACCAGUCGUGGGUUCAUAUCCAGGGCAAAAGUGAAAGCGAUCAAGUACAGCAUUGUAAUUGUUCUUGCAUUUGUUCUCUGUUGGAGCCCUUACUUUCUUUUUGAUAUCCUGGACAACUUCAACAUACUCCCUGAGACCAAAGAGCGCUUCUAUGCAUCCGUGAUCAUUCAGAACCUGCCAGCCUUGAACAGUGCCAUCAACCCCCUCAUCUACUGCCUCUUCAGCAACCACCUCUGCCCCCCUUGUUCUUUAGGGAAGCUGGGGGGAACUUUCCGGGACAGGAGUGAUGGAGGGCAGGAGAUGCAGGUUCUGUCCAAACCAGAAUACAUCUAG
Messenger RNA from Pygoscelis adeliae (Adelie penguin), 1113 nucleotides. RefSeq names its product neuropeptide S receptor 1 (gene NPSR1). The transcript is spliced from 9 exons. The record is from RefSeq and is a predicted model, not a curated record. Gene Ontology annotation, cellular component: cytoplasm; membrane. The coding region runs from base 1 to 1113 and encodes 370 amino acids. Gene Ontology annotation, molecular function: vasopressin receptor activity; neuropeptide receptor activity. Gene Ontology annotation, biological process: positive regulation of release of sequestered calcium ion into cytosol; neuropeptide signaling pathway. NCBI's taxonomy places the organism in Eukaryota, Metazoa, Chordata, Aves, Sphenisciformes, Spheniscidae.